Messenger RNA from Elephantulus edwardii (Cape elephant shrew), 1495 nucleotides. RefSeq names its product serpin peptidase inhibitor, clade I (neuroserpin), member 1 (gene SERPINI1). The record is from RefSeq and is a predicted model, not a curated record. Bases 1 to 1233 code for a protein of 410 amino acids. The transcript is spliced from 8 exons. Gene Ontology annotation, biological process: negative regulation of endopeptidase activity. Gene Ontology annotation, molecular function: serine-type endopeptidase inhibitor activity. NCBI's taxonomy places the organism in Eukaryota, Metazoa, Chordata, Mammalia, Macroscelidea, Macroscelididae.
AUGGCUUUCCUUGGGAACUUCUUGCUGCUGAUGCUGCCAGUUGUGGCUUUGGGGGCCACUUUCCCUGAUGAGACCAUGGCCGAGGUGUCAGUGAAGAUGUAUAAUCACCUUCGAGCCAACGUGGAAGAUGAAAAUAUUCUCUUUUCCCCACUAAGCAUCUCUCUUGCUAUGGGAAUGAUGCAACUUGGAGCCCAAGGAUCUACCCUGAAAGAAAUUCGUCAUUCAAUGGGAUACGCUAACCUCAAAAACGGUGAAGAAUUUUCCUUCUUAAAAGAUUUCUCUACCAUGGUAACUGCUGAAGAGAGCCAGUAUGUGAUGAAAAUUGCCAAUUCCCUCUUCGUGCAAAACGGAUUUCACAUUAAGGAUGAGUUUUUGCAAAUGAUGAAAAAAUACUUCAAUGCAGAAGUAAACCACGUGGACUUUAGUCAAAAUAUAGCUGUUGCCAACUACAUCAAUAAGUGGGUGGAGAAUAACACCAACAAUCUGUUGAAAGAUUUGGUAUCUCCCAGGGAUUUCGAUGCUGUCACUCAUCUGGCCCUUAUCAAUGCUGUCUACUUCAAGGGCAACUGGAAGUCACAGUUUAGACCAGAAAAUACUAGAACCUUUUCCUUCACAAAAGAUGAUGAAAGUGAAGUCCAGAUUCCAAUGAUGUAUCAGCAAGGGGAAUUUUAUUACGGGGAAUUUAGUGAUGGUUCCAAUGAAGCUGGGGGCAUCUACCAGGUCCUAGAAAUCCCAUAUGAAGGAGACGAGGUAAGCAUGAUGUUGGUGCUGUCCAGACAGGAAGUCCCACUAGCCACGUUGGAACCACUGGUGAAAGCCCACCUGAUUGAAGAAUGGGCAAACUCCGUGAAGAAGCAAAAAGUGGAAGUGUACCUGCCGAGAUUCACAGUGGAACAGGAAAUUGAUUUAAAAGAUCUUUUGAAGGGUCUCGGAAUAACUGAAGUUUUCAUAAAAAAUGCAAAUUUGACAGACCUGUCUGAUAACAAAGAGAUUUUUCUUUCCAAAGCAAUUCACAAGUCAUUCAUAGAGGUUAAUGAGGAAGGGUCAGAAGCAGCUGCUGCCUCAGGAAUGAUUGCAAUUAGUAGAAUGGCAGUGCUGUAUCCACAAGUUAUUGUCGACCAUCCAUUUUUCUUUCUUAUCAGGAACAGGAGGACAGGUACGAUCCUUUUCAUGGGGCGUGUCAUGCAUCCUGAAACAAUGAACACAAGCGGACAUGAUUUUGAGGAACUUUAAACCGUUUUCAUGUAAAUAACAAGAAAAUCGGUGACUAAUCUAAGCACAUUGUGUUUGCAACUCAUAUAUAUUUAAAGUUUGUGUUUUACAGUGUAUCUUAAAAUAAUAUUUAAAAUAGCUCUGGAUAAAAAAAAUAAUAGUGUAUGUAAAUUAUAAAUCAACCUUGCCAAGGAAUGUUAAUCAGUAUUAUUAAAGUAAUGGUUCUGUCAUUGUGUUUACUGUGUUGGUGUUUAAAAUAAAAAGUACAUAUUGGACAUGUGAA